Lepidothrix coronata (blue-crowned manakin) is the source of this 2164-nucleotide messenger RNA. RefSeq names its product zinc finger protein 710-like. NCBI's taxonomy places the organism in Eukaryota, Metazoa, Chordata, Aves, Passeriformes, Pipridae. Gene Ontology annotation, biological process: regulation of transcription by RNA polymerase II. Gene Ontology annotation, molecular function: DNA-binding transcription factor activity; RNA polymerase II cis-regulatory region sequence-specific DNA binding. The record is from RefSeq and is a predicted model, not a curated record. The transcript is spliced from 4 exons. The coding region runs from base 1 to 1494 and encodes 497 amino acids.
AUGAAGAUGAUUGACCUGGGCACCUUCAGCAGGAAGCCCCGGCGCCUGCGGCACCUGCGGCGGCACCGGGAGCUGGAGGGCACCGAGCGGCGCCGCGGGGGCGGUGACCCAGACGGCGGCCCCGCGGGGGCCCUGCGGACCACAGGCACGUUCGAGGCGGGCGCCCCGUCCCCUGGUGAGGUGGAGGCCCCUGCGCCAGGGGACUCCGAGCAGGUGAAGAGCGAGCAGGGCUGUGGCUGGCAGGAGCCAGGGGAGCUGGAGGCAGAGGUGGCCGGUGGCACCAGUGAGCGCAGCAGGAAGGCGCAGCUGGACCGGCUGGACAUAAACGUGCAGAUCGACGACUCCUACCUGGUGGAGGCCGGGGACCGCCAGAAGCGCUGGCAGUGCCGCAUGUGCGAGAAGUCCUACACCUCCAAGUACAACCUGGUGACCCACAUCCUGGGCCACAAUGGCAUCAAGCCCCACUCCUGCCCACACUGCAACAAGCUGUUCAAGCAGCCCAGCCACCUGCAGACCCACCUGCUGACCCACCAGGGCACGCGGCCCCACAAGUGCGGGGUGUGCAGCAAAGCUUUCACCCAGACCAGCCACCUGAAGCGGCACAUGCUGCUGCACACUGACAUCAAGCCCUACAGCUGCCGCUUCUGUGGCCGUGGCUUUGCCUACCCCAGCGAGCUGAAGGCGCACGAGGUGAAGCACGAGAGUGGGCGCUGCCACGUGUGCGUGGAGUGCGGGCUGGAUUUCUCCACGCUCACCCAGCUGAAGCGACACCUGGCCACACACCAGGGCCCCACGCUCUACCAGUGCCUGGAGUGCAGCAAAUCCUUCCACUACCGCAGCCAGCUGCAGAACCACAUGCUGAAGCACCAGAACGUCCGGCCCUUUGUCUGCACAGAGUGUGGGAUGGAGUUCAGCCAGAUCCACCACCUCAAGCAGCACUCGCUCACGCACAAGGGUGUGAAGGAGUUCAAGUGCGAGGUGUGCGGGCGGGAGUUCACGCUCCAGGCCAACAUGAAGCGGCACAUGCUGAUCCACACCAGUGUCCGCCCCUACCAGUGCCACAUCUGCUUCAAGACCUUCGUGCAGAAGCAGACGCUCAAGACCCACAUGAUCGUGCACUCGCCUGUGAAGCCAUUCAAGUGCAAGGUCUGUGGGAAGUCCUUCAACCGCAUGUACAACCUACUGGGGCACAUGCACCUGCACGCCGGCAGCAAGCCCUUCAAGUGUCCCUACUGCUCCAGCAAGUUCAACCUGAAGGGCAACCUCAGCCGGCACAUGAAGGUCAAGCAUGGGGUGAUGGACAUCAGCCUGGACAGCCAAGAUGCCAUGAUGGAGCUGGCCGGGCCCGACCACGCCGAGCUGGAUGGGCAGCAGGAGAUGGACGACUUUGAGGAGGAGAACUCUUACAGCUACGGGGCAGUGGGCAACCCCCCGGACGAGCACGCGCUGGCCGAGCAGGCCAUGAAGGAGAUGGCGUACUACAACAUGUUGUAGCCGGGGCUGGCAGGGCUGUGGGGGCUUGGCAGGGUGAGAGGGGCUGCGGCAUCCAGCCAGACCCCCUAGAACUGGAGGUGGUGCUCCUGCUGGGGUUGGAGAACACAGGGAUGUCCAGAAGCCUUUGCCGGACCUGCCGUGGCUCCGCUGCUGCCCCCCUGCCCGCGCCCCGCGCCCGGCGACUUGAAACUGCGGGCAGGGGAGGCACAACCCAGAAAAUCACUGAAUGGGUUAGGGUGGAAGGGGCCACAGUGGGGCAAGAUGAUGAGCAUCACUAACUAUUCUACCUCCUGGGUCCCCCCUCGGGUGUGCUGGAGCUCCCCCCGGGCUCCCCAGGGGGCAGAAGCCCCUGUCCGUGGGAGGAGGUGGGUGUGCCCUCCUGCUCACCCUGGGGCUCCCUGUGCCAGGCUCUGGGGCACAGAACAGAGUAUUUUCAUAGAAGCUCAGGGCGCAGUCGGUGCCCACAGCUCGGGGUCCAGAGCUGCAGCCAGCGGCAUAUCCAGGGGAGGCAAACCCAGCCCAGCCCCAGCAAAUGAUGGUAUUUUGAAAGUAAUUUAUUUUUUUCAGAUGUGCCGCGUGGUUGGAUUUAUCUUUUCACCGAGUUCAGUUCCCUUCAACCAAUGUGCUUUGUAAACCCGUGUAAGCUGUGUGGUCUGUGCUGGGAGCCAGG